Arabidopsis arenosa is the source of this 761-nucleotide messenger RNA. The record is from the annotation of a GenBank genome assembly. NCBI's taxonomy places the organism in Eukaryota, Viridiplantae, Streptophyta, Magnoliopsida, Brassicales, Brassicaceae.
ACACAAACACGACAUGCAAGGCGAUACACGAACACCAAAACUGCAUGAAGUUUGGAAGACCUGAUUUAGGUUUCAUGAAAUGGAGAUGGAAACCUAAAGAAUGUGAUCUCCCACUGUUUGAUCCUUACAAGUUUCUGGAGAUAGUUAGAGGAAAAAGAAUGGCGUUUGUUGGUGACUCCGUUAGCAGAAACCACGUUCAGUCUUUGAUCUGCCUACUCUCUCGGGUGGAACAUCCUGAGGAUGACUCACAACAGGACUUUAAUUUCCAAAGAUGGAAAUACAAAACGUACAACUUCACGAUUGCCACAUUUUGGACAACCCAUUUGGUUCGCGCUGAAGAAACCGAAACCGGUCCGGCAGGUCCUAAUUCAUUUUACAAUCUCUACCUCGACGAACCUGACCCAACUUGGGCUUCCCAAAUCGUUGAGUUCGAUUACAUCAUCAUCUCCUCUGGACAAUGGUUUUUCCGACCACUCUUCCUUUUCGACAAACAAAAGAGGAUAGGAUGCUUGUAUUGCUACAUUCCUGGAGUCAGAAAUGUCGGGGCACAUUUCGCGUAUAGAAGAGCAUUGAGAACAACAUUUAAGACCAUUCUUGGAUUAGAGAAUUUUAAAGGAGAAGUGUUUCUAAGGACAUUUGCACCUUCACAUUUUGAAGAUGGAGAAUGGGAUAAAGGUGGAAAUUGCUUGAAAACGCGACCCUAUAGGUAUAUUGUUCAUCCGACAUUAUAGUUUCUUCUAGAAUAAGCAUUAGGACUUUUG